GCAGACACGAAUACGAGUUGCAAUAUAUUGUUGAAGACUUAGCAAUCAAUCAAUCAAUCUUGUUCACCACUUAGCAAUGGAAGAAAAGACGAAAACAACACAAGAGAAUGGAUCAUCUUCAAAUUUCAGUUUCACAAGCAAUGGCGCAACCGCAAGCAGUGGCGCCGGUGGUGGCCGGCGUGGGCUGCCAAUGAUCCAAACCAGCCACAAGGACUCAGAAGAGGUGUGCCACGACGACUGCGCUACGCCGGUGAAAGCUCAAACCAUCGAUGAGCUCCAUUCCCUGCAGAAGAAAAGAUCAACCCCAAACACUCCCAUCAGAGCAACAACAUCAACUGAUCAACCUUCCUUUGCCAUCAUUUCCGAAGAGGAUCGCCAGAAGCAGCAACUUCAAUCCAUCAGUGCAUCGUUGGCAUCGUUUUCAAGGGAGACAGGGCCUAAAGUUGUGAAAGGAGACCCUUCCACGAAAAUUAAGGACGGUCACACACACGUUGAUCAUCAUAUUCCAGUAACAUUUGAUGAUGCUAGUAUCAGUGACAGUUCGCUCAAAUUCACCCACAUCCUCCACAACCUUUCCCCUGCUGAGCUUUAUGAGCAAGCGAUAAAGUAUGAGAAAGGUUCAUUUGUAACGGCAACUGGUGCAUUGGCCACUCUUUCUGGAGCAAAGACAGGGCGCUCUCCCCGUGACAAAAGGGUGGUGAAGGAUGACACCACUGAACGUGAACUUUGGUGGGGAAAAGGUUCACCUAAUAUUGAAAUGGAUGAGCACACCUUCUUAGUCAACAGAGAAAGGGCUGUUGAUUACUUGAAUUCCCUUGAAAAGGUUUAUGUGAAUGAUCAAUUUCUGAACUGGGAUCCUGAAAACAGAAUCAAAGUCCGAAUUGUAUCUGCCAGAGCUUACCAUUCCCUAUUUAUGCACAAUAUGUGCAUCCGACCCACUCCUAAAGAGCUAGAGGAGUUCGGCACUCCAGACUUUACUAUAUACAAUGCAGGGAUGUUCCCUUGUAAUCGUUACACGCACUAUAUGACUUCAUCAACCAGCAUAGACAUCAACCUAGCAAGGAAAGAAAUGGUUAUCCUUGGCACACAAUAUGCUGGGGAAAUGAAGAAAGGUCUAUUUAGUGUAAUGCACUACCUCAUGCCCAAACGCAAUAUUCUCUCCCUUCAUUCUGGGUGCAACAUGGGCAAAAAUGGCGAUGUCGCGUUCUUUUUUGGAUUAUCAGGUACUGGAAAGACUACUCUUUCCACUGAUCAUAAUCGGUAUUUGAUUGGAGACGAUGAGCAUUGCUGGAGUGAAAAUGGGGUGUCGAAUAUCGAAGGAGGUUGCUAUGCAAAGUGUGUUGAUCUUUCAAGGGAUAAGGAACCAGAUAUCUGGAAUGCCAUAAAAUUCGGGACAGUUCUUGAAAAUGUUGUUUUCGAUGAGCAUGCCCGAGAGGUAGAUUACUCAGACAAAUCUGUAACUGAGAACACUCGUGCAGCAUAUCCUAUCGAGUACAUACCCAAUGCUAAGAUACCAUGUGUUGCUCCUCAUGCAAAGAAUGUCAUCCUUCUAGCUUGUGAUGCAUUUGGGGUACUCCCCCCAGUAAGCAAGCUGAGCUUGGCCCAAACAAUGUAUCAUUUCAUCAGUGGCUACACAGCCCUGGUUGCUGGGACAGAGGAUGGUAUAAAAGAGCCACAGGCCACAUUUUCAGCUUGUUUCGGGGCGGCAUUCAUAAUGAUGCAUCCUACUAAAUAUGCAGCAAUGUUGGCUGAAAAGAUGCAGACGCAUGGGGCUACUGGAUGGCUUGUCAAUACUGGCUGGUCAGGAGGAAGCUAUGGAUUAGGAAAUCGGAUCAAGUUAGCUUACACCAGGAAAAUCAUCGAUGCCAUUCACUCUGGGAGCCUUUUGAAUGCAGAGUACACCAAGACUGAAGUAUUUGGGCUUGAGAUCCCAAAAGAAAUAGAUGGAGUCCCUUCUGAAAUCUUGGACCCCAUAAACACUUGGUCUGAUAAGAAUGCCCACAAAGAUGCACUUCUGAAAUUAGCCAGUCUAUUCAAGAAGAAUUUUGAUGUAUUCACGGCCUAUAAGAUAGGGGACGAUCAAAAGUUGACUGAAGAGAUCGUAGCUGCUGGUCCUAUAUUCUGAUAGGAGCCCUUCAAGUUUAAUAAAGAAACUGGACACAAAUAUCAGAACCCAAGGCACUGCGUGAUGAUUUAUGCUUUCAGAUCAUUUAAAAAAUGCGAGUUUAUGUAUGUUGCAUGUUUAACAACAAUGAUUUAUGAUUUCAGGUCAUUUGAAAAAUGCAAUUUCAUAACAUUUAGGUAAUCAAAAUUCAAAAGGUCUUCAUUAUGUGUUUGUAAGCUUGACUAUAAGACGAGCCCUUCUUUAUUAUCUUUCUGCCGAUGUAUAGUGAUUGAGAACUGAGGCUUCCAUCAGAAUAAUAUGAACCGUAUCAAUAAGUAUAUCAAAUCUUAUAUGCAUACAUGUGUGUGUAUAUAUAUUAUGUCGA
Molecule: messenger RNA, 2489 nt
Organism: Lotus japonicus
Lineage: Eukaryota; Viridiplantae; Streptophyta; Magnoliopsida; Fabales; Fabaceae
Product: phosphoenolpyruvate carboxykinase (ATP) 1-like
Exons: 12
Coding region: 77-2125 (682 amino acids)
Biological process (GO): gluconeogenesis
Cellular component (GO): cytosol
Molecular function (GO): ATP binding; phosphoenolpyruvate carboxykinase (ATP) activity
Source: RefSeq, a predicted model, not a curated record